CCAAAACAGAACCACGAGGCCCAUAUCCAUUAGUAAAAACCCUAGCAUACAUAACUUCAUUGUAGACUGGCUGCUAAGUCUGAGACAUUACGAUUCACAGGUGUGUGCUGUUCCAACACCCAAAAAGCGGCAAUGGGGAUCGAUCUUAAGGCUGGGGGUAAGAGCAAGAAGACCAAAAGAACAGCACCCAAGUCCAACGACAUAUACCUCAAACUACUUGUCAAGCUGUAUCGAUUCCUUGUUCGGAGGACUGGCAGCAGUUUCAAUGCUGUGAUACUCAAGCGCUUGUUCAUGAGUAAGGUGAACAAGCCUCCAAUUUCGUUGUCGAGGUUGAUUAAGUAUACAAAAGGGAAGGAAGAUAAAAUUGCUGUUUUAGUGGGGACAGUAACUGAUGAUAUCAGAGUAUAUGAAGUUCCACCAUUGAAAAUUACAGCACUCAGGUUUACAGAGAGAGCACGUGCAAGAAUAGAGAAGGCAGGUGGUGAAUGCUUGACAUUUGAUCAACUUGCCCUUAGGGCUCCUUUGGGACAGAAUACGGUCCUUUUAAGAGGCCCAAAGAAUGCUCGGGAAGCUGUGAAACACUUUGGUCCUGCUCCUGGUGUGCCACACAGCCAUACCAAACCCUAUGUUCGGUCUGAGGGAAGAAAGUUUGAGAAGGCAAGAGGCAGGAGGAACAGCAGAGGAUUUAGAGUUUAAGAAGAUAGCUUUCUAUUUUUUAAUACUGUUCUGAAAACUUUUUGUUAUACGCUCUGCUGACUGUUUUUCUCAUAUUUCUCUUAUAAGAAGAAUUCAGUUAUGGACAUCGUUCUUGGCCCCAUAUUUUGCAUUAACGUGUAUUUACCCAUUUGAUGAAUUGAAAACCUAGUCAUUUCUCGUGA
Molecule: messenger RNA, 878 nt
Organism: Vigna umbellata (rice bean)
Lineage: Eukaryota; Viridiplantae; Streptophyta; Magnoliopsida; Fabales; Fabaceae
Gene: RPL18
Product: ribosomal protein L18
Biological process (GO): translation
Cellular component (GO): cytosolic large ribosomal subunit; ribosome
Molecular function (GO): structural constituent of ribosome; RNA binding
Source: RefSeq, a predicted model, not a curated record